Aphidius gifuensis is the source of this 2079-nucleotide messenger RNA. Its product is annotated as ATPase WRNIP1-like. The record is from RefSeq and is a predicted model, not a curated record. Gene Ontology annotation, cellular component: nucleus. Lineage: Eukaryota; Metazoa; Arthropoda; Insecta; Hymenoptera; Braconidae. The transcript is spliced from 6 exons. Gene Ontology annotation, molecular function: DNA binding; ATP hydrolysis activity; ATP binding. Gene Ontology annotation, biological process: DNA-templated DNA replication; regulation of DNA repair. The coding region runs from base 27 to 1310 and encodes 427 amino acids.
GGAUUGAUGGAAAUAUGUAAACAAAAAUGGAAUGUCCAAUUUGUCAGUGUUUUUUUUUAAAAUCUAUAAUAGAAAAUCAUGUUAACGAUUGUUUAAAUUUAUCAAAAAAAAAUGAUACUAUGUCAUUCAAAAGAAUAUUUCCAUUUGAAAAAAAUACUGAAGACAAUAAUAGUCACUUGAUAAAAAAAACAAAAAUUGACAACAACAACAAUAUAAUUUCUCUAGCUCAAAAGUUACAACCAAAUUGUUUAGAAGAUUAUUUUGGACAAAAACAUAUUGUUGGUAAAUCAACAGUGUUUGGUAAACUUUUUAAUAAAAAUGAGCUAAUAAGUAUGAUAUUUUGGGGUCCACCUGGAUGUGGCAAGACAACACUUGUUAAUAUAAUUUGUAAAAAAUUCAACAUCAAUAAAAAAUGUCAAACAAAAUUAUUAAAACUCUCUGCAACAUCAUCUAAAAUUGGUGAUAUAAAAAUAGCAGUUGGUGCAGCUGAAAAUGAUAAAAAACAUGGUCAUAAAACAGUGAUAUUUAUGAAUGAUAUUCAUAGAUUUAACAAACUACAACAGGAUAUAUUUUUGCCUCAUAUUGAAUCUGGUACAUUUAUAUUAAUUGGUGCAACAACUGAAAAUCCAUUUUACAGUUUAAAUUCAGCUUUACUUAGUCGUUGUCGUGUGUUUUCAUUUGAAAAACUAAAAUCUCAAGAUAUUAAAUUAAUUUUACUCAAAGCAAUUGGAUUAUUAAAUGGAAAAAUACAAUCAACAAAUAAUUCUUUAAAUGAAAAUGUUAAUUGUCAUGUUGAUGAAAAAUUUAAAAUUAAUACAGAAACUUUAGAUUGGUUGAUUGAUACUUGUGAUGGUAAUGCAACAAUUGCUAUAAAAAGUUUAGAAAAAACAGUUAAAUCAAUAAACAACAACAAAGGAUCAUCUGCACUACUCAUGACAAUUGAUGACAUAAAAAUUAACAUGGAAAAAGUAGAUGAAUUUUCAGAUAACAACAAAUGUGAUAUGAAUGUUUAUUUGAUUAUGGCUUUGCAUAGAUGCAUCAAAGAUGGACAUGAAAAUGGUGCUUUAUAUUGGUUAGCAAGAUUAUUUAAUGCCAAGGAAGAUCCAGUAUUUAUUGCCAAGCGUUUAAUUAAUAUUGCUAGUAAAGAAAUAUGUCUUGAUGAUGAUCCAGAAGCUCAAAGUCUUGCUGUUAGUACAAUGUAUGGCUGUCAAAUGAUUGGAAUGCCAGAGUGUGAUGUUUUAUUGGCACAGUGUGUUCUUUAUUUAUGCAGAGCUUCAAAAAUCCCAUAUCAUCAUCAAAUAAACUCUUGAAAAUAAUAAAUGAAAAAUGUUUAAAUAUCAUGAUAAAAUAAAAUGAGCUCUAUAAUUUAGAAUUUUUUAUCAGUAUAUAUACAUAUAUUAUUUUAUCUUACUCAAAUAUCUUGAUUGAAAAACAAAAUCAUAUAUAUAUAAGUAUACCUACUCAUCAAGGCACUGCUGUCACAUUCGAAAAUGAUUUUUAAAAUUGGUUCUUGGUAUUAUUUUUUAUCACUAUUAAAUAUUAUUUUUAUUACGAAAUCCAAUCAUGUUGCAUCGAAUCCCAAAAUAAUUGCUGGUACAACUGACAGACGCAAUAGACAAGGAACUGGACAAGUCAAAAAUGUUGCAUGGGUUGUAUAUCAUGAAGACUAUGAUCCCCAUCAAUUAUGGAAAAAUGACUUGGCAAUAUUAAUUCUAGAAUCACCAAUUAUUCCAAAUUAUAAUACCCAAGAAAUUUCAAUUCGUAAAAUUGCCUUUGUUCCUAAUCGUAAAAUAAAAAGUACCGGAUGGGGUGGCCAUGUAACAUCAAAUUUCGAAAUAAUUGAAAAUUUUCAAAGAAUUUAUUUGGAAAUGAAAAUUAAUACAAAAUGUCGUGAUAUUUAUGGAUUUGACAUUGGUAUCAAUCAGAAAUGUGCCAAGACUCUCGAGAUAAAUCAAGCAAUUUCUUUGGGUGAUGGUGGAAAUCCAUUGAUUGUUGAUCAACAACUUGUUGGAAUUGUAUCUGUCUAUUUAUUGACAGGAAGUCGUGUUAUUGUUUUUACAAAUCUUUUGGGAUAUGUCA